AUGGAAAAUAGUGAUCCCGCAUCAGCAUCCAAACCAAUUCGCUAUAAAAAAAAAGAAAAUGGAAAAAUUCGCUACGUUUUUGUCGAUCAAGAUAAAUUUCAAAACUUACCGUUAUUUCCAACCACAUUGACGGAACGUAAACCAGGCGGAAAGGUUUAUUCUUCCAUGAAAUCUGGUUCUAUUUCUACUCAAGCUUUGACUCUUCCACCUUCAAUCUUAAAAAAAGGACAGUCUCAACCGAAGAAGAAAUCUUCUGUAGUAUCGACUACCUCAAAUUUAUCCAGAUUACCAGAUCAACGUUCCAAUUCACCGACGAUGUCCGAUGUAAGUUAUUCGUCCUCGAAUUAUUCAAAAGCAAAUUCGAAACAAUUUACCAAUUUGUCACCAACAACGAACGUUCAGAAAGAGCAAAGUAAGAGGAAAAAGGUGAAAGCUGACAUAUGA
This is a messenger RNA of Didymodactylos carnosus, 444 nucleotides long. The record is from the annotation of a GenBank genome assembly. Lineage: Eukaryota; Metazoa; Rotifera; Eurotatoria; Philodinida; Philodinidae.